Messenger RNA from Zerene cesonia (dogface butterfly), 1665 nucleotides. RefSeq names its product apyrase-like. Bases 1 to 1629 code for a protein of 542 amino acids. Gene Ontology annotation, cellular component: plasma membrane. Lineage: Eukaryota; Metazoa; Arthropoda; Insecta; Lepidoptera; Pieridae. The transcript has 11 exons. Gene Ontology annotation, molecular function: nucleotide binding; 5'-nucleotidase activity; metal ion binding. Gene Ontology annotation, biological process: AMP catabolic process. The record is from RefSeq and is a predicted model, not a curated record.
AUGGGGAGUUAUGUUGUGUUUUUAUUUGUGAUUGCGGGUGUAUUUGCGCAAAGUGAAGAUUUGUUUAAACUGAAUAUCAUACAUUAUAAUGAUUUUCAUGCACACUUUGACGAGGUGACGGCGUCAUCUGGGAGUUCAUGUAUAAACCCUAAUGAUGUGUGUAUCGGUGGUUUCUCCCGGCUUUACACGGGGAUACGACAGGCGCUAGAAGCUGAACCGGACUCACUGAUACUAAAUGGAGGUGACACCUUCCAAGGAACUGUCUGGUACAACUUCUUGCGAUGGAAUGUCACACAGCACUUCAUGAAUUUGCUACCCAAGCACGAUGCGCAUGUUCUAGGUAACCAUGAGUUCGAUCACGGUAUCGAAGGAUUACUACCAUAUCUGUAUCAUUUGGAUGCUGUUAUGCUUGGAGCCAACGUGAACACGACGUUCGAGCCAGAAUUGGGCCAGUAUGUAAAGAACCAUGUUGUAGUUGAAAGGAAUAAUCGCAAAAUUGGAAUCAUCGGAAUUCUAUUACGUACGUUUACAGCAGACAUUGGACGUGUUAUAAUGGAAGAUGAGUUAGAAGCAGUUAAUCGAGAGGCGGCAAUUUUGACAGAACAAGGUGUAGACAUCAUAAUUGUACUUUCGCAUGUCGGAUAUGCUAGUGACCAACGAUUAGCAGCUAGCAUGUCUCCAGACGUGGACAUUAUAGUUGGAGCUCAUUCCCAUACGUUAUUAUUUACUGGUGAAGCUCCGGAUGGCACACCCGCUGGGGAUUAUCCUACCGUAGUCACUCAGAGCAAUGGGCAUAGAAUUCUAAUCGUCCAAGCAUCUUGCUACACACGUUACUUGGGUGAUAUAACGUUGUACUUUGACGAUAGAGGAAAAAUAGUGUCUUGGGAAGGUCAUCCUAUAUACCUCGGAACUUCCAUCAUUAAAGAUGCUCGCAUGGAAGAGCUACUAGAUGAAUGGCGUGCAGAACUUUACCCGAUAAGCCGCGAAGUGUUAGGCCGAUCCCUAUCAUUACUUAACCGCGGGCGUUGCUUCCGAGGAGAGUGCAACCUUGGUAGCUGGGUCUGCGAAGCUUUCCUUGAACAGAUGAUGUCCAAGGCUAACGGAACGAAUUGGAACUAUGCACAUCUUUGUAUGAUCAACGCAGGCGGAGUGCGUGUAGCUAUUGAAGCGGGAAACAUAACAACUGAAGCACUACUGAUGGCUGUGCCGUUUGAAAAUAAAGUGCAAGUAUACGAUUUAAAGGGGAAAUACAUUCUGGAAGCUAUUGAGUUCGCUCUCGGAGUACAACAAUCUGAUCCCACUAACUUCUACAGCAGUCGGAUGUUACAAGUCGCUGGCAUGCGCAAUGUUUACAACGCAUCCGCGCCGGCCGGGUCGCGCGUGCUCUCCGCGUCGGUGCGCUGCAUCGACUGCGACGUGCCGCGCUACUCACCGCUCGACCCGGAGGCCACCUACCGGGUGCUCACGCAGGACUAUAUCGGCGAUGGUGGUGGCGGCUACUCGAUGUUAUCUCAAAACAGGGAAAAUCUUAAAAUCUACGAAACAGAUUAUAAGAUACUUCAGGACAACAUGCGUAAAAAUAAAAUAAUAUUCCAAGAUCUCGAUGGCCGAAUCCAAAUUGUGUAUUAACAUUAUGUUAGUAAUAAUAAACGAAUGUAUAAAUUU